Messenger RNA from Yamadazyma jaroonii, 1689 nucleotides. Lineage: Eukaryota; Fungi; Ascomycota; Pichiomycetes; Serinales; Debaryomycetaceae. The record is from the annotation of a GenBank genome assembly.
AUGAGUAACCGUAAAUUACAACAGGAAUUCGAUAAAACGAAUAAGAAAAUCGCCGAAGGGUUAUCACUCUUCGAUGAUGUAUAUGAGAAAGCAUUAACCACAGAAUUAAGUUCUCAAAGAGAUAAAUUCGAAGGAGAUUUAAAGAAAGAAAUCAAGAAGUUACAAAGACUUCGAGAUCAAUUGAAACAAUGGUUAAGUGAUACUUCGAUCAAAUUAGAUAAGAAUUUAUUACUGGAGAACCGUGGGAAAAUUGAAAAUGCCAUGGAUCGAUUCAAAGACUUGGAAAAAAUCUCCAAAAUCAAGCAAUUUUCUAAUGAAGGUUUAGAAUUGAGCAGUAAGAAGAAAUUACCUAGAUUUGGUGAUGCCAAUGAAGAAAAGAAAGAAGAAGCUUUCAACUAUAUUAGUGAUAUAAGAGAUCAGUUGGCUUCUCAGAGUGAAUUAUUGGAAUCAGAUGUUCAUCAUUAUACUACACAAUUAAAGAAGGCUAAAGCUUCGAAUAGUUAUACCUUGACUAAUCAAAUUGAAGAUGCCAAAGCUAAAAUUGAAAGAAACGUUUUCCAUUUAACACAAUUGGAAAAGAUUUUAAGAAGUUUAGAGAACGAAGAAUUGAAACCUGAAGAGGUUGAUAAGAUUAAAGAUGAUUUAGAAUAUUAUGUUGAGAAUAAUCAAGAAGAUGAAGAAGGAGUGUAUGAUGAUUUUUACGAUGUAUUGGAUCUUAGAGAUGACCUUGAUGUUCAUGGAAGCUUAGCCAGAGAAAAGGAGGAACAAGAUCGUAAAGAUGCUGAACAAGCAGAAUUAGAAGCUCAAGAAAAAGCUGAGAAAGAAAAGCUCGCCAAAGAGAAAGAAGAAGCCGAAAAGGCUGAAAAGGAAAGAUUAGAAAAGGAAAGACUUGCUAAAGAAAAAGAAGAAAAGGAAAAGAAAAGAAAAGUAUCGACAGCUAAAACUGUUGAAAUCCCAAAUGCUUAUGCUAGUGGAACAACUAUAGCUGAAGCUGUUAGUGCAAGUAUUGGUGCAGCCCCAUCCGCACCAUCUAUUGCAGCUGCUUCAACCGUAGCUGCGGCUGCUUCAACUGCUGCUAUUGUAGCUGCUACUGCUACUAAUGGUAAUAUUUCAUCCAAUAAUUCAUCAUCAGCUAUCAAUACUCCUUCGUUAUCAAAUACUUCAUUGAGUUCUCCUUCAAAACUUCCUCCUGGUUUAUCCAACAUACAAAGAUCAAGUGAUACUGAGACUUUCAUUGACAGUAUACCUAAAUUAUCACAAUUAAGUCAAUCUAGAUUAUCGAAUCCUUUACCUUUCAGAUCCAUUAGUACAUUAUUGGAUCAAUCAUUGUUCAAUAGUCCAGAUUCUUUUGAUGCUGAAAGACCAAGAGAAUAUAAUCCUUUAAAUGUUCACCCUUCAUCGAUAGAUUAUCCUCAAGAACCAAUGUAUGAAUUGAAUUCCAGUAACAUUGUGGCUAAAUUUGAUAAUGACACUUUAUUUUAUUGCUUCUACUAUGGUAAUAACUUAUCUAAAUAUAAUGCUUCCAAAGAAUUAAUCAAAAGAGGUUGGUUAUAUAAUACUAACCUCAACCAAUGGAUAUUGAGAGAUGACAAAUCCAAUGAUUUCAAAUAUUUCGAUUAUGAAAAAGCUUGGUUGACUAGAAGAAAGGAAAUCCAAUUCAACCCUUCACAUAUAGAAUCCUUUAUAUAG